Molecule: messenger RNA, 3660 nt
Organism: Protopterus annectens (West African lungfish)
Lineage: Eukaryota; Metazoa; Chordata; Ceratodontiformes; Protopteridae
Product: ankyrin repeat domain-containing protein 1-like
Exons: 9
Coding region: 87-1007 (306 amino acids)
Biological process (GO): protein localization to ciliary inversin compartment
Cellular component (GO): ciliary inversin compartment
Molecular function (GO): protein binding
Source: RefSeq, a predicted model, not a curated record
GACAUCUGCUUGCUUGAUCAGAGUGGCGGCUCAAGUGAACACAACAUUGGAGUGUCUCGGGCCGAGUGUGGACCAAGUGUAAAGCCAUGGUGAUUCAUAGUAUUGAUGAGUUGGUAAGUGGUAGAAGAGGAAUGGGGAAAGUAGGAGGAUUUGAAGAGUUGAUUGGGGACUUGCCGCUGGAAGACAUGCCUAGAAGGAAAUGUGUCACAGUGAGUCUAAAGGAACUGAUUCAGCAAGAAAAACAGCGUGCUAUAGAAGAGAAGAAGAGAAAGAUUGAAAAUUUUAAUAAUACCAAGAUCAUGUUAAACAAUAUGCAAGAUCUGCAAAGCAUUAUUCAGAUGAAGAAGAAGAAAAAAGUCAAAAAGGAGGCCCAUCAGGCAGAACCCGAAGCAGAAAUUAUAACUGGGCCCAUUGACACUCCAAUGUUUCUGCAGGCUGCCUCUGAAAACAAAAUGGCAGUCAUUGACCUGUACCUUGCCCAAGGAGAGGACCCCAAUGCCUGCAAUGAGCUGAAUGUUACAGCCCUACAUCGAGCAUGUCUUAAAGGUCACAAGGACAUUGUAGAGAAGUUGCUUGCAGCUGGAGCAGCCCUUGAACCACAGGAUAUGCUUGAGAGGACCCCUGUGCAUUGGGCCUGCCGUGGAGGACAUCUAGACAUACUAAAACUUUUACUCAACAAAGACGCCAAAGUUAAUGCAAAAGACACGUUGUGGAGUACUCCCUUGCAUGUGGCAGUACGGACAGGUCACUGUGACUGUGCAGAACAUCUGAUUGCCUGCGGGGCAGAGAUCAAUGCACGAGACAAGGAUGGAGACACAGCAAUGCACGAUGCAGUUCGAUUAGGACGGUAUAAGGCUGUCAAGAUGCUGAUUAUGUAUGGAGCGAGUCUAACAAUAAAAAAUGAUGAAGGAAAGACGCCAAUGGAGCAGGUUCUGCAGUGGCAGACAAGUGUUAAGCAAGUCAUGCAGACGUGCAAAGAACAGAAUGCCUCGAGUCGACAGUCCUGAGAUUAGAAGGAAUAGUGUUCAAGUAAUAAAAAAGGAAGUGACAUUUGGAAGACAUAAGAAGCUGCAGGCAGCUGUUUUUGUGAACAAGAUGUUAUUAUUGUAUUUAUUAUUUAUUUAUACAGUUUGUUUCUUCUAUGAAUGUUAGAGAAAAAAGUGCAAAGGUUCUUUGUACUACAUGUACAUUUUGAGGAGGGGCUGAGCUCUUUCCAUUAGAAUUAUUGUACUUUGCUUUUUAUGAAACAUUGUAUUCAUUCAUAGCCUAACUUAUUGAGAAACUGCUUUGUAUCUAAGAUGCAGUGCAUGUCUCAGAAAUGGUUAGCCCCAUUGUUGGUAACAGCAAGGGCCAAAAAUAGUAAAUUCAGAAAAGAGUUUGUGAGAUUGCAUAAACCUUAUCCAGUGCACAGAAAUCUGAUGUACUGCUGAGAGAUAUAUAUGAAUUGUAUUCAGAUUUUAUAAAUCAAGUUUUAAAUUAUUAUACUGACAAAGAAAGAAGGUAUUAGUCUUUUCAAGUGUGCAAUGUCCUAUCCUAUUUUGUGUAUCCAAACAGUCACAGAAAGUUGAGUAAUACCAUGACAUUUCUGGUUAUGUGUUAUAUUGAUGCAGUGCCACUGUGCCUUUUCAGUCUGAAUGAGCAUGCUUUUUGGAGAUGUUCUGUGCUUCACUGUGCAGAUGGACAUUAUUGUAGUCACCUUAUGAACCACACCCACCACACUUCAACCUCAAAGAUGUCAGUGCCACAUGCCAGGACUUCCAGCUACUUAGCUGGUAGCCCUGAGGAGACUUUACAAUGGGUGUAUGCAAUUGAUAAAUACAUGUUAUUUGUGCAUUUCUGUAUGCAUGCAUAGGAUAUAUGCCAAAUAUGCUAUGUCAGGUGCUUUGUCUUCCCCCUGAUGAACACCAUCACAGAAUUAAUCUUACCAAAGCUUAUGAAGGGAUUCUUGUCCUUUACUUAUCUGAUUCUUUCCUCACUUGCUGAAUAUGGAUGACAAGAAAGAAGAAAAGUUAACUAAUGGAAAUAGAUACACUUUGAUAUGUGUGACCUCCCCGUCUAGUAUUUCCACUAAAGGUAGAUUCUUUUCCAUCCCAGAUCUCACAAACUGUAUAACAAUUUUGGAACCAGAGGGGUGUAGGCUGCAGAAUAUAUGAAGAAGGUUCGUCCUAAGAAUAGUAGCUGGAGCCAGAAGAAGUGUAUGGCAGCCAGCUACGACUACAAGUGCAGGAUAAGGUUUUAAAAAGUGACAUCCUAUAUGCACUUUGCAGGGUAGCAGGAUAUGAAUGUAAUUUCAGCCCCAGUUUACCUUCUAGUCAUUUAGAGGAAUCUCUUGAACAACCAGUUCUCCUGCCUUGAAACCAAAGUAAACAUUGUCAUUGUGUCAUUUAUUAUGUAAAACAAUCAUUCUGAGUAACAGACUCAUUAGGAUACUUUUAAAAUACUUAUAAAAUACAAGAACUCUCUCCGUUCCUAUGGUUAAUGCGUCAUCCUGCUAUGAGCAAUGUGUGUUAAUACCACUGCUGCAUCUGAGAGUCUAAAACUGACAGCAUGCGUAACAUUCUAGGAGCUGUAGUUUUGUUAGAUUUAAAUGUACUUAUAGCUGUGUAUGAGUUCCUGUUGAAGGCAUUAAGUGGAUAUAUGGCAGAGACGAGUUGUAAGAGAUAUGCAGUCAUUCAGUAAUUUCAAAUGAAACCUGGUGUGAGACUAAGAACGUUGACAUUACUGCUAAUCUGCAGGAAGCUGAGGUCUCAUGCAGCAGGAUGAAUUUGGGGAGCUGUUAUCAAUGACAGUGAUAUGGUGCUGUUUUGUAAGCAAACAAUAUGAAGCUGCAUUUGCACAAACCUUCUGAAGCUGCUCUUUUCUGGGGAGGGGGCAAAGGUUCCACACUGCCUAGGUACGGAUCUUUUCUCCCUGCACUCCUUUAAUUAACAUAAUCAAUUUCGAAGUCUCUGUAGCUUAGGAGAAAGCUGUUCUACAUACAGCACAACCUCAUUUUCUCAUAAGGGCAGUUCUUACAUUACAUUACAUCAUUGUGCUCUCCACAUAUGGCUACCUGUUGAUUCAGUCCACUAUUUAUUCCCGGGAUUGACCCCUAGAGAAGAGUAGUGUGGUUGAGUCACCACAGGGAGGUGAACAAGCUAAGGCCUAUCCCCAUCCUAACCAGGCUCUGGUGCCUGAGAUAUUAGCUAAACUCAGUUCACCGGUGAAGCAGACAGUUUCUUUGCACCCACACCAGUGGGAAGCACAUUUUCCUCUUUUAUUGUCCCUGGACCUCAGCUGCAGUAAUCAUUGUCCCAUGUGUCAAGACAAUGUAUUUCAUUUGAAUUGUAAGACAAGAAACUAACUUCACAAAUGCUACUUGUGCCAUUUGUUUGUAAACUAUGAAGAUAAUUCUUUGUGAGGUUAUAUUUGUUCUUAGGCCUGUAUUUAAUGUUUAUUGUGGAAAGUUGGUAUUAAAUAUUUAAUUUACACUAUGUAGGUCUAUUUUAUAAGUACUACAAAUCACUUCAGGGUAUAUAUUUAGUUCUUAUGCAAACAUAAAGGUAAAAUUCAUUUGGCUUCUGACUUUCUAUUUUAUGUGUCUCCUUAGUUGUGUGACAGUGCUUAUCUAAUGCACAAAGUUAUAUCUGAGUAUAUUUAAUUAAUUAAUAUAGACCUGUU